AUGUGGUGCACCCGGUGGUACCUACCGCUGUUGAUAUUGCCGUUUUCUCGUGCAAGCCCCCUUUUUCUCGUCGCGUUCCUCUUCUCCUUGACUCUACAAGCUCGACCCUGCGUUUACUGCGUUGUUCUUCUGGUGGCGCUCGCUCAAUCAUCCUGUUACUGGCAAGCCAUUCCUGUCGGCGAACUGAAUCUUUCCAAGUCACCUCCCGACCAGGCUAGUCCCUCCCUCGAGCCCAUUAUCGAUGGGACCGUUCGUCUAAUCGACCAUUGUUGGUGCGAAUUCACUACCACGAAUUUCUUCCAUCCUUUCGAUGUCGAUCGCUGGCAGUUACUCAGCAUCGACCAUGAGCGUAAACUCAGACAAAAAGAGGCCCGGGACGAAGCUUCUCCACCAACUUCCCAGGAUAAUGUGCCCGUUGGGCCUACGACUCCCCCGACGACACAGCCAUCACUGACCUCGCCAGAGACCGAACGUUCUUUGGCUCACUCUUCCACAUCACUGAUUUUUAAGGUCGGGAAAAUGUUGGCUAGUUGGUCAGAACGGCGAUCAGUUUCACAAGAGAAUGUGGCAGAUUCUGUUGAACCCACGAAUCAUUCGAAAGUAGAGGAGCCGACACCAUUUCCCACGUCUGCGCCACUCCUUCGGCGGCAGUAUGAUCUUAGACCCCAUGGGCUUGGCGUUGUGGUUGAUUUUGGGUGGGGGAGAAGAUGA
Cantharellus anzutake is the source of this 711-nucleotide messenger RNA. RefSeq lists its product as uncharacterized. The coding region runs from base 1 to 711 and encodes 236 amino acids. The record is from RefSeq and is a predicted model, not a curated record. Lineage: Eukaryota; Fungi; Basidiomycota; Agaricomycetes; Cantharellales; Hydnaceae. The transcript is spliced from 3 exons.